This is a messenger RNA of Clonostachys byssicola, 1362 nucleotides long. The record is from the annotation of a GenBank genome assembly. NCBI's taxonomy places the organism in Eukaryota, Fungi, Ascomycota, Sordariomycetes, Hypocreales, Bionectriaceae.
AUGCCUUCGAUCGACCUCGCAAUGGCGCGAAGCCUUGAACCCAGCGCCUGGGAGAAAGUGUCACACAGCUUGGCUCGCUCGGUCGUCUCCCAGAUGGAGAGCAGAAAUAUUAUCGACUCUGUCAGUAACAAGGUCACGGAUAUUAAGACGGCCCUCUCGAGCUGGGACAACUGCAUGAACGCCAACUUCUGCAAAUAUCCUGUCAUUGCCAUCAUCGCUGUGGGUGGUUUGAUCGUUCUCAGUAUCCUCUACUGCUGUGCUCGUUGCUUGUGUCUUGGAAAGGCCUGCUGCUGCAGCUGCUGCAACUGCUUGAAGUGCUGUGGUAACUGCUGUGGAUGCUGUGACCCCCCGGAUGGCAAAAAGAAAUACCUCGACGAACAGUUCGCUCCACAGGACCAAGGUUACCGGACACAGCCCCCCAUGCAACCGUUCGCGCCGGUGGUGGGAACUACUGCACCACCACAGUAUGCUGAAUUCGACGUAUCCAAGCACAACGAGGAUUCACUUCCUCAAAUGCCUAGCUGGGAGAACUCUCAGUCAAAUAAGGUGCCAAACAAGGAGCAGGAAUCGUUGGAGAUGAGCAACUUGAACGCGACAUCAAUGGCCGGCGGGGCCUCCUCUGUGUCGGGCCGCUCCGGACAGGACACGGACAACUACGGGCCCAGCUACUCGAAGCCCCAAAACCCGUACGAUUCCCGAGAUGCAUACGACAUGGAUCAUUCCUAUGACAUGCCUCCUCCAGCCAUCGGUGGUGUUGGAGGAAGAAACUCGCCCGGGCCAGCUGCUUAUCGCAACCAGAACUCCAACUCUCCUUACCACGAGAUGCCUACAGAAUCGUACGGUCCUCAAAGCUCCUAUGGCCCCCUUGACAACACAUAUGGCCAGCAAAACUCAUACCGUGGAGUUCCUUCCCCGGCCCCUAUGCGCCAAAACACAUAUAAUAGCGUAAGGACUGCCAGUCCUGGUCCGAACUACGGUGGCUAUGGCAGCCACGCCCAAACAAGCAGCCCCGCCCCGUACGGCGGAAGCCCUCAGAUGAGGAACUCUCCUGGGCCCCAACAAUCUCCGGUUAUGCCCGCGGGAAACUUCGAUAACCACCAGGCCUACAGCCCAACCAGGGACAACUUUGGACAGGAUAACUAUGGCCAAGAUAACUACGGGCAAAUCCACGCCCCAACCCCUCGAACAUACACCCAGUCUCCCCGGCCAAUCCCAGUCCAGGAGCCCUUCCACCAGCGCCAGCCCUCGUCACCCAUUGUUAACAACAGCGGGUUCGACUUCAACUCUGGCUACACCCGCCCACCGAGCGUAGACCAGCAGGGCGCCGGCGGCUACCCCGGAUACAAGCCGUACAGAGCUUAA